Messenger RNA from Hydractinia symbiolongicarpus, 2982 nucleotides. Its product is annotated as CCR4-NOT transcription complex subunit 3-like. The record is from RefSeq and is a predicted model, not a curated record. The coding region runs from base 194 to 2344 and encodes 716 amino acids. The transcript has 18 exons. Lineage: Eukaryota; Metazoa; Cnidaria; Hydrozoa; Anthoathecata; Hydractiniidae. Gene Ontology annotation, biological process: regulation of DNA-templated transcription; nuclear-transcribed mRNA poly(A) tail shortening. Gene Ontology annotation, cellular component: P-body; nucleus; CCR4-NOT core complex.
UUUUUACAUACGUAUGGUGGAACAUGAUAAAAACACAGCGGAACAUGCAACCAACCUAAUACCUCCAGCUAACUAAAUAUUCUCUUACAUAUCCCAUCUCAAAUCCCGUGAAAAAGAAUAAACAAUCAUUCAGGUUUUCCUUGGCCAGAAUUUUAAGUUCGAAUAAAGUUAUGGUAUAAUUCUGCUGAAUAUAAUGGCUGAUAGAAGAAAAUUGCAAGGUGAAGUCGAUCGUUGUCUUAAGAAAGUCAGUGAAGGUGUUGAAGCUUUCGAUGAUAUUUGGCAAAAAGUUCAAAAUGCUACAAAUGUUAAUCAAAAAGAGAAAUAUGAGGGAGAAUUAAAAAGAGAAAUAAAGAAACUGCAGCGAUUACGUGAACAAAUAAAAACAUGGGUUGCAUCCAGUGACAUUAAAGAUAAAAAGACAUUAUUAGAAAAUCGUAGACUAAUAGAACAGCAAAUGGAAAAGUUUCGUGUUGUCGAGAAGGAAACCAAAACAAAAGCAUUUUCAAAAGAAGGCUUAGGUCAAGCGAAAAAAGUAGAUCCGGAGACUAAAGAGUUUGUGCGGUGUAGGGAAUGGUUAAAUGAUGCAAUUCAGAAGUUAAAUCUACAAAUUGAUCAAAUGGAAAUGGAACAAGAAUCUCUACAUGCUGGAAUGAAGAAAAAGAAACCAGAUAAAGAUAAAGCAGAACGUUUGGCUGAAUUAACAGAUAGAAUAGAGAAGCAUAGAUACCACAUAUCACAACUAGAACAUGUACUACGGAUGUUAGAUAACGAAUCACUAGAAGUUGAUAUGGUAAAUAAAGUGAAGGAUGAUGUAGAUUAUUAUAUUGAGAAUUGUCAGGAACCUGAUUUUCUGGAUGACGAAGGGAUAUAUGAUGAUUUAGACCUUGACCACGAAGGUGACCUUGAAGGAAGUAUGAAAUUAGAUGAUAAAUGCGAAGAUGACGAAAUUCAAUCUUCACCAGGUUCAUCAUUAAAUUCUGGAUAUUCCUGUUUGACAACUAGUUCUCCUGCUUCUAAAUCAAAUAAUAAUUCACCACGCAAAAAUAGUAAAAACUCUACUUCAAGCAACACAAGUCUUAUAAAUGGUGUAGCUUCAAGUUCAACAACGACAACUACAGUGUCAUCAUCAUCAUCGUCCACUCCCUCGAAACGAAAUCUCUUCUCUUCAAGUCAUAACAAUACGUCUAGUGUGUCUACAGAUAGCAAUACAACGGAACCUAUAUCAAGUGUUCCAAUGGUCAAUGGUCUAGACCAUAAAACGAAUGCUGAAAACACCACAACAUCAAGUGUCUCUGAAACAAAAGAGUCAAAUGUACCAAUAGCACCUUAUGCAAGUGCUGCUGCACCAGAAACAUCAAGUACUAACCCAGGGCCAAUUAGUCCAAAGUUAACAUCAGCAGAAGAGACAGCUGUGCAAGUUGUGCGGAAUCACGUGGAAAGUUUGAAAUAUACAGGUUUAAACACAAGCAAUCCUCACUGGAGGUCUACAGCGUCUGCUAUAACAUCUGAUACCAACCCUACUACACCAACAGUAACAUCUUCUUCUAACACGCAAACAACAACAUCAGAUAGUUCGAAUCUAAACAACGAUGACGUCAUGACAUCCUCUCAGGAAGCUGGCCCAUCCUUGUUAGGAUCAGUGUCCAGGUCUCUUUCUACAACAACAGCCCCUCAAAUUCAAACUAGUAGCCAAAGUAUUAUUAGCUACCCAUCAGUGUCGUCUGUGUCCCAAAAAAUUGACGAGCAAUUGCAACCACCUACAGAUUUUAGUUUAAAAACGAACAGUUUAUUUGGAGGUGUUAUUAAUCCUCCAACACUUCCACAAAAGCCACCUAAUUCAGACACCCAAGAAGUGCGACUGCAACCAGUACAUGGUGUUGCUCCACUAGGUCCAGUUCUGUUAACACAAGAAAGGUUAUAUCAACUGAAGAUGUUAGAUGCGGCCUAUCACCAUUUACCACAGAGACAAGACGGUGAAAAAAUGAGACCAUACAUUUCAAGAAGUGCUGUACCUAUCGCCAGUUAUCACCAUCAUCAACCUCCACCAAGUAUUGAUACAGUAGAGUUUUUUCAACGGCUGUCAACUGAAACCUUGUUUUUUAUAUUUUACUAUCAGGAGGGUACUCGUGCUCAGUAUUUAGCAGCGAAAGCACUGAAGAAACAAUCAUGGAGAUUUCACACGAAAUACAUGAUGUGGUUUCAAAGGCACGAAGAACCAAAACGAAUUACAGAUGAGUUUGAAGAGGGAACGUAUAUCUUCUUUGAUUAUGAGAAAUGGAGUCAGCGCAAGCGCGAUGGGUUCACUUUUGAGUAUCGUUUUUUGGAAGACAAAGACCUGCCAUGAAGAUGAAAACUCCUACGUCAUUCCUUGAUUACAGAAAUUCACUUACGAACUGAGCUAUGGGAUCUUUGAUAGAAUUAUGGAAUUCCUGAGAUUGUUUUUUACAUUUUUACUUUUAGCAAACUGGUGUACGUAAUAAUAUUAUAUUUUCGAAAUACUUUUUGGGAAUAUACAUAUUCCAUCGGAAAAUAAUACAUGAGCCAAGUUCAAUUUUUUUUUGAAACAGCACCAUUUCGAAGGUUUGACGUGUGAUUUCUACAAAUAAAGAGUCAUUAAACUUUUUAAGUAGUUUUCUUUAGAAAAAAAAAUCCAUAGUAAUCAAGUUUUCAUAUCCUUGAAAAAAUUAAAUUUUAUCAUUCAAGUUUCGGUUCAAUAAGGUUAUAGUAUGUAUAUAUAUGCAUAAAAAUGAGUAGUUGUUUUGUGUGACGUCAUCAUUUUGUGGCAUCAUUAUUGUGUGACAUCACCUUUUGUGACGUCACCCUCUUUGUGUACAUAUGCUCAUAAAAACAAAGGUUUAAGAGGAGAGGAGACUGGGACUAGAAGAAGGGUAGUUUUUCUCUUGUUACUGUGUAUAAAUAUUUGUAGUUAUCUUAAUAUUUCACCAAGCGAAAAACAAAAUAUUAUUUCAAACAAACAUUAAA